Molecule: messenger RNA, 738 nt
Organism: Ilex paraguariensis (yerba mate)
Lineage: Eukaryota; Viridiplantae; Streptophyta; Magnoliopsida; Aquifoliales; Aquifoliaceae
Source: the annotation of a GenBank genome assembly
AUGGCUUCAUCGGAUAAAACACCAGCUCCUUCGCUGGCCGGAGGCGAGCAGAUUCUGCCGGGGAAGCCGAUGUCGGUGGAACAGCAGUUGCUGGACAAAGGAGCUCAGAUAUUGCAGUCUCUGAAGCCUGUGAAACAGAUAAACCAGCAUGUGUGCACUUUUGCCUUGUAUGGCCAUGACAUGACCCGCCAGAUUGAGACUCACCAUUACGUGACUCGGAUCAACCAGGACUUCCUCCAGUGUGCAGUUUACGACACCCACGACUCCACCGGCCGUCUAAUCGGCGUGGAAUAUAUAGUAUCUGAUCGCAUCUUUGAGAAGUUAUCACCGGAGGAGCAGAAGCUCUGGCAUUCUCAUGCUUAUGAGAUAAAAUCAGGUCUCUGGGUAUAUCCGAGAGUUCCCGAGACGGUCGUGAAGCCUGAGCUUGAAAAUCUUGCCAAAACCUAUGGCAAAUUCUGGUGCACUUGGCAAGUUGACAGAGGUGAUAGGUUGCCCAUGGGUGCACCAGCACUGAUGAUGUCCCCACAACCAGUGAACUGGGGCAUUAUCACUCCAGAUCUGGUAAAAAAGAGGGAUGAGAAGUACAAUAUAUCAAGUGAUAAUCUGAAGAUUUCCAGGGUGGAGAUUCCAGAGCCAGAAUGGAUCAAUCCGAAUGCAGACUACUGGAAACAGGAUGGAAAGGGUUUCGCCAUUGAUAUUGAGCCGACCGAGAUGAAAACAGGGGCACCCUUUCCAUGA